This is a messenger RNA of Drosophila kikkawai, 721 nucleotides long. RefSeq names its product protein D2. The record is from RefSeq and is a predicted model, not a curated record. Lineage: Eukaryota; Metazoa; Arthropoda; Insecta; Diptera; Drosophilidae.
UGCAGUUAGUGGAAAAGUAGCUACACCAUGUUAACCAGCUUUUGGAUUCUCAUCGUUUUCAGGCUUAGCCUGAGUAUGAGCCUGCGAUGGCCAAGGGACGAUCGUCUGUCGGACACGGAAGUCAGCAAGUUUAUGAGGAGCAUGGAUGUCAUACCGGAUGUCAUUGAAAUCGGACCACAGGAGUUUCUCAAUGUCACGUAUCACGGCUAUAUAAACGUGGACAGUGGAAAGCUGCUGCAGCCCAUGGAUGUGCGCGAUGAACCCACUGUGCAAUGGCCCGCAGCUAUUGAACACUACUACACCCUGCUAAUGGUAAAUCCGGAUGCACCCAGUGUCGUGACGCCAACGAACAGGGAGUUUCUUCACUGGAUGGUGCUAAACAUUCCUGGAAAUCACCUGGGCAUGGGCGAUGUUCGCGUAGGCUACAUGGGCGCCACUCCGAUGCCAGGAUCCGGCACCCAUCGAUUCGUCUUCCUGCUCUAUAAACAAAAGGAUUACACCAAAUUUGAUUUCCCGAAGCUGCCCAAGCACUCGACUAACGGUCGAAGCGGAUUCAAGGUUCAGGGAUUUGUCAAAAAAUAUAAGUUAGGCUGUCCAGUUGCUGGGAAUUUCUUCACAUCCACCUGGAAUGAAGAUGUUCCGGCUCUUAUUAAAGCCAUUUCGCACGGAUCCGGCUAAAUGGAUGAGAAAUAAAGCAUAACAACAAAUCAAUUAAAACACA